GCCAAUCGCCGUCGAGGGACGUGGAUGCGCGUCCUGAGGGGAAAAAGCCAAGGCAGAGAUGGCGGCCACGGGGGCGAGCGGUGCGGCCGGCGAAGCCGACGAGCUCUUCGACGUGCGGAACAACUUCUACAUCGGGGCCUCGCAGGCCGCCAUCAACGAGGCGCAGCGCGUGAAGGCCUCCAGCCCCGAGAAAGAAGUCGAGAGAGACGUUUUCCUCUUCCGCGCUUACAUUGCUCAGCGGAAAUAUGGGGUGGUGCUGGACGAAAUCAAGCCGAACUCCUGCCCCGAACUCCAAGCCGUGCGGAUGUUUGCGGAAUACCUCUCCAAUGAGAGCAAAAGGGACGCCAUUGUGGCGGAGCUGGAUAAGAAAAUGGCCAAGAGCGUGGACAUCGCCAACACAACUUUCCUUCUGAUGGCGGCCUCCGUGUAUUUCCACGACCAGAACCCGGACGCCGCACUUCGGGCCUUACACCAAGGAGAGAACCUGGAGUGCAUGGCGAUGACCAUCCAGGUCCUGUUGAAACUGGAUCGUCUGGAUUUGGCUCGGAAGGAGCUAAAGAAGAUGCAGGAGCAAGACGAGGAUGCCACCUUGACCCAGUUGGCUACCGCAUGGGUCAACCUCGCGAUGGGCGGGGAGAAGCUUCAGGACGCCUACUACAUCUUCCAGGAGAUGUCCGAGAAGUGGUCGCCCACCCUGUUGCUGCUGAACGGCCAGGCCGCCUGCUACAUGGCCCAGGGCAAGUGGGACGAGGCCGAGGGGGUGCUCCAGGAAGCCCUGGACAAGGACAGCAGCCACCCUGAGACCCUGAUCAACUUCGUGGUUCUCUCCCAACAUCUCGGGAAACCCCCUGAGGUCACCAACCGCUACCUGUCGCAACUAAAAGAUGCCCAUCGAAACCACCCCUUUGUCAAGGAAUACCAGGCCAAGGAGAAUGAUUUUGACCGCCUGGCUUUGCAAUACGCUCCUUGCGCCUGAGCCUUUCUCUGUGGCCUAUGGAUCUCUCUUUUUGCUGUGGACGAUCGGAUCUGAUGUCCCGGAAAGAAGACAACAUGGGAUUCCUUCCUUCCUUCCUGCCCGCCAACCAUCUCUCCAGUAUAUAUUUUUGCCUUUUUGUUAACGCAAACACAAGCCGAAGGGGAUUCCCGGUUCCUGACAAUAAACAUCCCAUUAGGUUUA
Messenger RNA from Anolis carolinensis (green anole), 1177 nucleotides. RefSeq names its product COPI coat complex subunit epsilon (gene cope). Gene Ontology annotation, cellular component: COPI vesicle coat. The record is from RefSeq and is a predicted model, not a curated record. The transcript is spliced from 10 exons. Gene Ontology annotation, biological process: intra-Golgi vesicle-mediated transport; endoplasmic reticulum to Golgi vesicle-mediated transport; retrograde vesicle-mediated transport, Golgi to endoplasmic reticulum. Gene Ontology annotation, molecular function: structural molecule activity; protein binding. NCBI's taxonomy places the organism in Eukaryota, Metazoa, Chordata, Lepidosauria, Squamata, Anolidae. Bases 59 to 976 code for a protein of 305 amino acids.